Molecule: messenger RNA, 558 nt
Organism: Maudiozyma barnettii
Lineage: Eukaryota; Fungi; Ascomycota; Saccharomycetes; Saccharomycetales; Saccharomycetaceae
Product: glutathione peroxidase
Exons: 1
Coding region: 1-558 (185 amino acids)
Biological process (GO): response to oxidative stress
Molecular function (GO): glutathione peroxidase activity
Source: RefSeq, a predicted model, not a curated record
AUGUUAAAAACGUCAUUUUUAAGAUCAGUUUCGGCAAGACAAAGUCCCAUGAUUCUAAAGUUAGGAACAAGGUCCAUCGCUACUAGCUUCUAUGAUUUGAAGCCUGUUGAUAAAGAUGGCAGAGAAGUACCAUUUAGUGAAUUUAAGAACAAACCAGUUCUUAUUGUAAAUGUUGCUUCAAAAUGUGGUUUCACUAAACAAUAUACCGAUUUGCAGAAAUUAUAUGACGAAUAUAAGAAAUAUGGAUUUACCAUUAUCGGGUUCCCUUGUAAUCAAUUCAAGAAUCAAGAACCUGGCUCUGAUGAAGAAAUCGCACAUUUUGUAGAGACUAAAUAUGGUAUUACAUUCCCAAUAUUGAAGAAAGUUGAUGUCAAUGGUGAAAAUGCGGAUGAUGUCUACAAAUUCUUAAAGUCGAAGACUGAGGAUCAAGGUGAUAUCAAAUGGAAUUUCGAAAAAUUUCUGAUCAAUAAAAACGGUAACGUUGCUGUACGUGCUGAAUCUAAAGUUACACCCUUUGAAUUGGAACCUAAGUUGAAAGAAUUGCUUGAAAUUGACUAG